Molecule: messenger RNA, 2832 nt
Organism: Phialemonium atrogriseum
Lineage: Eukaryota; Fungi; Ascomycota; Sordariomycetes; Cephalothecales; Cephalothecaceae
Product: putative f-box protein pof6 protein
Exons: 2
Coding region: 1-2832 (943 amino acids)
Biological process (GO): exocytosis; Golgi to plasma membrane transport
Cellular component (GO): cytoplasm; exocyst
Molecular function (GO): protein binding
Source: RefSeq, a predicted model, not a curated record
AUGUCGAACUUCAAAAGGACGGCGGGCCCGCCGCCCAGCAACAGCAUCCUCCGCACCCUUCAAGCCACCGAGAUGAUCGACUCGAAACCCACCUUACCAGCCGAACUCCUCGUCGCCAUCCUCGACUACCUCCCCGUCCGGGACCAGCUCCGCUUCGCCCGCACCUCGCGCCGCAUGCGCGAGAUGGUCUACGAUGAUACCCGCUGGGUCGCCCGCCUGAAGAGCAUGGGCUGUUGGAACGAGACGGAGGCCCGCCGCCGCUUCGAGGAGGCCAUGCGGCGCCGGGCGGAGGGCGCCGAGAGGGCCGCCGCCGCCGGCCAGGCGCGGGUCGGCGCCCCGGGCCAGAAGCCCGUGGCCGGAGCAGGCGUUCUUGCCGCCGGUGGUGGUGGAGGCGGGACGACGACGACGACGCUGUUCGACGCGUCGGUCGAGGAGGAGAAGCUGAAACGCCAGGUCGUAGACGGGUUCGAGGUCAUGGGCCUGGGCGGCGUGCCGGACCAGGCGAGCCAGGAGCGGGGGCAGCAGAAGCCGCCGCCGACGGAUCCGUUCCAGGACCCGGACGCGCUGCUGGGGGUCAUCGAGAACGCGAGGAGCGUCAGGGGCCACGCGCGGGAGGAGUACGGGAAGAUCUACGGGGCGCUGGGGCCGUUCUACUUCGACCUCGCGCAGGCGACCAGCCACACCGACCCGAUCCUCUUCAAGGUGUUCCGGGACCCCGACCGGCAGGCGCGGAUGCUGGCCAACCUGCAGGCGUUCGCCCGGAGCGACUGGGCGCAGGGGUGGCAGCGGCGGGAGGAGAAGCUGCUGGCCAUGACGGGCAUCUUCGAGGGCGCCGUGCUGCGCGAGUUUGAGCAGGGCUACGAGUUCUGGGACGUGGACGGCCGGAUGCGCAAGUACGCCCACGUGCUGGACCUGCUCAACGGCGGCGGCGCGGCCGUCGAGCUCUUCAUCCACAAGCACCCCAUCUUCUCGGACCGCGAGGUGCUCGCGAACUCGAUGGACUGCAUCAACCAGGCGCCCGCCGACGACGUGGUCCUGGAGCCGUCGAGCCUGUUCUUCGACGUGCUGGCGCGAAAGGUCAACGAGCAGGGCGAUAUCCUGGGGCGGAUAUUUCCCCGUCCCGCUCCCGUGUUUUGGGCCCUGGUCGACAAGGUGCGGGAAGACAUCAUCAUGGAGUACACGACGCCCCUCUUCGACGAGACCCACGAGCGCAGCUUGCUCAGCUACCUGAAGGCCGUGUCAGGCAUCUUUGAGCAGGCACUACAGUUCUUUAGGGCGCUCGUGCCGCCGAAGGGGACAACGGAGACGUUGGAGGAUAAGGCGAGAGAGAUGGCCCUGAAGAUCUUCGAACCGCACCUAGAUCUGUACUUGCAGGAGGAGCUAGAUUGGUUCUUAAGGCAGGCGGAAAGCGAGGUUAGCAGCUGGGACAAGCAGCUGUCUGAGCAGGACGCCAGUGUCGAGUCUUUCUACAUGGCAAGCUUCAAUCGCCAAGCAGACAAGAAGGACUUCUUGAGCUCGUUCAAGAAGGUCAUCAUGAUGCCGGUGACCGUCCUCCCGACCUCUCUGGGUCUGCCGCUCUCCUCGCCAUUUGGCGCCAGUACGAAGCCGCCAGCCCCGGCUUCGACCAACGGAUCGAGCCUGCAAGCAGCUUCCGCCCAACCCUCGAGGCCCCAGACACCAGGGAACGUCGGGAGUUCGUUGGAAAGGAAAGGCAGUCCACUACCGGAAAAGGCGCCGACGGACGAGCUAGCUGCAAAGGCCGCGCUGAUGACUUCCCGGUUGGAGGGAAUCAAGUCCCUGUUCAGCCUGGAAGUGGCGCUCAGCCUCGUCCACGCAGCGAAGUCAAGCCUCGGCAGGGCGGCAGUCUUCAUCUGGCUCGGCGGACAAGCCGGGGGCGAGGCGAGAGAGCAGUGCGAGAGCAUCUUCGUGAACCUCCUGCGCAUCCUGGGCAACAGGCACGUCAAGCCCGGCUUUGACAAGGCGGUGGACCACCUGUCGCACUACAACCCGCGCGAGGCCAUCGACCACAACCAGAGCGGCGUGGCCCCGCUAGUCACCUUCAUCGAGCUGGUCAACGUGGGCGACCUGAUCUCGCAGAUGAUCGACGUCUUCUUCGAGCAGCAGCUAGCGGGGCCCAAGAUCGCCGACCGCAACGACUUCCUCGACCCCGCGGGGCUCGCCAAGAAGAAGUUUGAGCAGAUGCUCGACGAGAGCGUCGCCGCCGGCCUCAACAAGGGCAUCGACGUGCUCAUGGACGAGGUCGAGUAUGUCUUUGGCACCACCCAGCUGCCCACCGACUACAACCCCGCGGCCGCGGCGCCCGAGAAGGGGAGUGCCUUCGGCGGCGGUAGCGCCUUCACCGACCAGGGCAUCGGCCCCACGCCGGCGGCCAAGCGCGUCACGGAGCUGGUCUCGUCGCACACGCGCAUGCUGGUCGGCAGCACGGAGAAGUCGAUGCUGGACGUAUUCAACGGCGAGGUGGGCCUCCGGCUGUUCACGGCCGUGUGCAAGCACCUCAAGCGGCAGCGGGUGAGCACCGAGGGGGCCAUCAAGCUGAUCGCCGACAUGAACCUGUACUUUGAGUACGUGCGCACGCUGCGCAACCCGGACCUGCUCGCCUACUUCAAGGCCCUCAGGGAGCUCAGCCAGAUCUACCUCAUCGCGCCGGGGCACGCAAAGGACAUGGCCACCAUCAUCGCCGACGGGGACCGCUUCGGCGGCGUCUUCCGCGCCGAGGAGGUGUACGAGUUCGCCGAGCGGAGGGCCGACUGGUAUCACGUCCGGAAGGCUGUCGAGAGGGCCAUGUACGGGCUGGAGUGCAGUCUGAUGUGA